AUGGUAGUCCUAUCGCCACAUCAUCCAAGCACACCCAUACCUGGGCCUAACAAUAAAUCUGACGAAAAUCCGCUCUACCUAACCCCUCGAACACCUCCGAUCGACAAAAACCACAUCUCAGCAAAGAAACCUAAACUAACACCAAGAGCUCCAGAAAAACGCACACCAAGAGAAGCAGAACUUACACCACCCCCUCCACAACGCGUGAAAAGGAAACUGCAAACCGCUAACGACUCUCCUAUGGAAGAGAGCAAUUUGGACCUAGAAAAGGAAUUCCACAUUAACGAAUCACCUCCGGAACUUAUUCGAACACCAGAGGAAACUAAAUCUCCAACCCCUUCUCCACGUCAAAAUAAAAAUACAGACGCCGAGGAAUCUAUGGAGGUACCCUCCCAGAACGAAACUAACAACCAAGAAAAUCCGGGCAGAAAAAUAAUUGAAACAAUAAUUAAUGAAAAAAGCCCCGAUUUCACACCCAUCUCAAACAAUACAACCCAAAUAACAAUUCCAGAAAUAUCUCAGAAACCAAGCGUAAUUAGACCACCUCUGAUAGCAACGCGCAAAUCUUCAAGAGAACGCAAACCGAAACGUACUGCACAGAGAUCGGACAGCACCUCCAUGAGACGAGAGUACGUACACGACAGAAAAAACCAAAAGCACUAA
Molecule: messenger RNA, 663 nt
Organism: Venturia canescens
Lineage: Eukaryota; Metazoa; Arthropoda; Insecta; Hymenoptera; Ichneumonidae
Product: histone H3.v1-like
Exons: 1
Coding region: 1-663 (220 amino acids)
Source: RefSeq, a predicted model, not a curated record